Molecule: messenger RNA, 4445 nt
Organism: Plodia interpunctella (Indianmeal moth)
Lineage: Eukaryota; Metazoa; Arthropoda; Insecta; Lepidoptera; Pyralidae
Gene: NC2alpha
Product: Negative Cofactor 2alpha
Exons: 5
Coding region: 237-1232 (331 amino acids)
Biological process (GO): transcription by RNA polymerase II
Cellular component (GO): nucleus; negative cofactor 2 complex
Molecular function (GO): protein heterodimerization activity; RNA polymerase II general transcription initiation factor activity; core promoter sequence-specific DNA binding
Source: RefSeq, a predicted model, not a curated record
UUUAAUUAUUUUAAAUAUCUCAUCCGUGAAUUAAAGACAUUUUAAAGGUACACACAAAGUUGACACAGAAACAAAGAAAUGGGGAGAAGAGAAACUGUCAGAUUCGUAUAUAAAUGAAGUAGGCUGCGGACGUCUCCCUUUUAUAACCUCAAAAAUGCGCGAGAAGUAUAACAGUCUGAUGGCGAAGUGAGCUUAUUUUAUUAUUUAAUUGGUGUUAAAGUGAACGGAUUACCAUCAUGCCGUCUAAGAAGAGGAAAUACAAUGCAAGGUUUCCAGCGGGAAGGAUCAAGAAGAUUAUGCAGACUGAUGAGGAAGUGGGGAAAGUGGCACAAGCUGUUCCUAUCAUAAUCUCUCGAACACUGGAGCUAUUCGUGGAGUCUCUCCUCACGAAGGCCAAGCAAGUGACGAUGGCGCGAAACGCAAAGACCCUCAGUCCAUCACAUGUAAAGCAAUGCAUACUGCAGGAGUCUAGGUUCGACUUCCUCAAAGACCUGGUUAAGAAUAUCCCUGACGUAUCCGCGGCCGAGGAGAAGGAAAUGAUUAGUGCGGAAAGUUCGCCUAAUUCAUCCAGGUUCUCAGACACAUCAGUACCGCCUCGCAGGAUAGCACGGGAAGACUCGAACAGCUCCAGUAGUUCCGACGUUAAAAUGGUUCACCCCCUCCCCCCGGACGCGCGCACUCUCCCCGCGGAAUCAGAAUUACCACAUAGGACCUCAACCAUGGUCUCCUCUGACCUAGCUAUAGACCUAACUAAGAAAGACCAAAAACCACGUCCCAAUUUCUACCAAGAGACAUUAACGGACGAAAUCCAACACAAAAGCGUCAUUACCAUCAACCCCACCUACAGUCCGCAACCUUCGACCAGCUACACGAACAUGACCUUAGUCGAGCCUAAAAUCGAAGUGCCAAAUGAGAUAAUAUUCGUAGAACAAUAUAACAAUAAUGUCGCGUUAGCACCGGCCACGCCAAUCCCACCCGUAACGCCUAUACUAAACAUAGACUUUACAAAAGAUUUCGCUAAGCCAGAAAUCAAAGUUUUAGAUUCAACUGUCGCAGGUAUUGUUGGCGUGAAAACUGAAACGCAGAAGAAAUUGCUCACGCAUCUCCAUAGGCAGAAUUCUAAAGGUAAGGACAUCAAAAAAGAUGUCAAGCCGGUAUUACAUACGCCCGUGAUGAGUAUAGACCAUUUAAAUUCGGGCGAUUUACAAAUCGACGAAGACUAUGAUACCUGAAUGUGAUUCGAGAUUAAGUUUGUUUUGUUUUUGUAAGCGGUGGGCGUUAUCCAAAUUGUUAACAUUUUGUAUGGACAAUGUUAAAAAUAGUGGGCAAACAGUACAGUACGACUAAAUUACGUGUUGCAUUUCGGUGUAAAUGACAGUGUACAGUUUGUCAAAAAAAUCAUGAAAAUAAGGACAUUAUCAAGAAGCACUACCACAGAAUAUAUUUUCUAUUCGUGAAUUUAAUGCCAGAAUGUAUUCCAGAGAUUAGUAUAAAAAAUAUCCCAUAUUUUUUGCACACGCCUCUUAUUGUUGAUUACCUAUAUUAGGUAAGCGUGCCACUGGAUUUUCAUUUUUAGAAAAUCUGCUAAUAAUGCCUUCGUAGUAAAAACGUAGUUUUAACACAUUUUUCUAUAGGUGUCGAAGCAACUCCGCCUGUUUGCCAAUUGCGUUAUUUAGGUUCCAUAGAAAUCUUCGUUAAUUUAACGUUUAACGCAUUAUGUUACUGCGUUAACAACGAGUCGCCUUCGAUUUUUAGAUUAGAGAUUGUUCUUAUGUAUAAAAAAUUAAACCAUUAGCUUAUCUAUGAACGGUUUCCCCCACAGUUAAUUAUAAGUCUAUGGUUUUCCCUCAUUUCGUUGAUCAAAUUAGGGUUGCAGAAAUAUCGAUACUUUUACACUAUCGAUAGUUAUCGAUAGACCUUGACAAUCAUCUUAAUAUCGAUAUUCUGGGCAGAUAGGGCUAUUGAUAGCAUUAUCUGUAGUACUAUAGAUUUUUUUUUGUACAUGUUUUGUCUCAUUCCUUCAAUAAUGAACAAAAUAGAUUUUACAGAUUCUAGAACAUUGAAAAUUAAAGGUUAUGAGAAUAUAAGUAAGGUAAUAUCAAAAUAUAACAAAUUUGGAUGACGUCAACCGCUCUAUUGUUUACCAAGUAGGUAUAAUUGUCAUUAUAUUACGCUGAAUCCAUAGUCAGUCUUAUUUAAACACUAGCUUACCCUAUCAAUGAGUGUUUAAGUUGUUGAAUUGUGUAUGAAUAGUUAUGUUGACAUUUUUACUUGACAUUUUUAGCUUAGAAAUAUAAAUUACUUCUCGCAUUUUGUAAAUUUGACGUACCAUUUAAAACGGAUUCAUAAAAAAAUUCAUUCCACUAAUUGAACAGCAUAAUCCGAAUAAUUUAAAAUGCCCGUUCUGGGUGAUCACCUAACUUCAAAGGUGUCACGUUAAUUGUUCGGUUAUAUAUUCAGUGGAUAUUUUGGCGGGGAAUUAAUUUAUUUAUGAAUAUAAAUAUGUAAAGUAUAUAAAUAUGGCACAUCGACAUUCUGUGACUUUCAGUUUGUAUGUCGUUGUCUCUGUCUCAUACUACUACUAUGUAACAGAGAUGGCGCUACACAAACCUAAUCAAUGUAAAAUAUUUAUUUUGUGUUCGUGGCUGGAUAGUCAAAAGGAUUUUUAGUAUAUGCAUUAUCAGUGCAUUAUGCAUGGAAAGGUUUUAUUAAGAAGAUAGAUGCAAUCUGAAAUCUUUAUUGCACCAUUUAAAGAAGAAGUUUAAGUAUUUUGUUAAUUUAAACAGCAAAUAAAAUUAUUCAAAAUUGACACUUAAUUUAUGAAUUGAAUAAUUCCAAUGAAGAUGCCACUAAUUUAUAUGUUGACAAGUUUAUAUUACCAGGUACUGAAAUGUAAUGCCGUUCCCACACUAUCGCGGACCAAUUCGCCGAACUUUGGCGAAUUUGGUAUACAUUGCUGAUAUGAUAGAUACAGGUCGUACGAAACGUAUGAAACUUUGUUAUGCAUACUGACAUAACUAGUUUGUGCAACUGGGAGAGUACGAAACGUUUAAUUGAGAUAAACAGCCCAGGCUUAUAACCGCGCCAUAAUCGCAGUGCGUUCGAAAACGUAUGAGCCGUUCACUCUCGAACAUAAACAGCUUACGACUGUAAGGUGACUAAAUGUAGGCACCGGGGAGCAGCGAGAGGCCUGGGGGGCUACCAUGAAACAUAAAGCACGUAGCACGUCAUUGCGAUCUCUAUUUUUUUUUUCACGAUGAGUACACGACAUGGUAAAAUGAGACGGCAUGUGGACGUUAGUAACGUGCUACGUGUUUGUUUGUUUCGUGGUAGGCCUUCUGUACGCUGUCGCUAGUACUCGUUAUUAUACUUGAGAAUAGCAUUACUGGAAAUACUUUUGACAUAUCAACCUAACCUAACAUUGAGUCAUGUUUUUCUGAUACACUUAGAUAUUAUAUGCAAUUUCCGUAUAAACCGUCCUACCUAACGAUACAGAAUACAUAUUAUUUCAGUGUCUAUUGUUUUGUAAAACGCUGUAUUUUUCUCGGGAAUCUGAUCGCAGAAGUUUGUUGAGGCUGUAAAACAGUCUUGUAAAUAUAAUUUCUCAUUCCGUGUCUUUUGUAUCACAUCACAAUUUAAAGUUCUUCGCACGAAUUUAGAGACUGAAUGAUUUGUAAUAACGUUGUGGAAUAUAUGUUUUCCUGCCAGCCACAAACUGUAACAUAACCCCUUGGGAGCGAGAAAAGCUCCCGACAUUGGCGCAUUUUUAUUGCUUUCGACUUAAUUAACAUUCAACCUAUUAACCAGUAACACAUAGCGCUCAAAAUGCAAUAAAUACGCGUUGCCGUGUAUACUAGUUUUAUUCCAACAGAUAGUCAACUCACGUUAAAAAUGCGCCAGUGUGAUGUGAACUAGGGCUUAUUUAAAAUGUCUGUUUCGUUUGUAAUGCUCUUCAGUCUGUACUACCGUGGCAGUUUCGAGUUUAAUACAUUAAGGCGAUUAAUCCUCGCACACUAAAUCCUUCACAAUAAAAAUGUAAGGUGGCGCUAGUGUACGCGAGUUGUCAAUCAGUCGAAUUGGAAAUAUCUUUCCAGGCAAAAGCUAUGUAAUGUACUCCGAACUUUUCACGUAAGCGUAGACUGAUAAAUUCUAAUGCUAUAUUAAUUUACUGUGUACUGAAACAUUCUGAGACCUUUAUAAAAGCUACAAUGUAAAAUAUUUUAAAAAUGGAGGCAUUGAUUGUUGUCUUUAUCACACUUUUUGGUUUGAUGAACAGAUGUCAUUUGUUUUUGUAACAGUGUCUAUUCUUUCCUGUAUUAUGAUAUGAAUGUAGGUCCUUCUUGUGUGUACCUCUGUACAUAUUGAAUGGUAUGGUACAAAUCUGAGCGAGUUUGUUUCUUCUUGUAUUGAUGUGAUGAACAGGAUUAAAUGAACAUAUAAUUUUA